AUGGAAGAGACAAACUUCAACUGGACAUCUGAGGAAAACAGCUUUGAUAAAAGCUUAAACAUCAGCGAGAGCAUGAACACCACUCACAGAAACCAUGGUUAUAACAGGGUCUCUGAUAUAGUUAAACAAAUCGACACAUGGAUGGACUGGAUCAGCAUUGGCAUUGGUCUUCCCCUGACUCUAAUAGUGAUAGUUGCAGUUUUUCUACAAGUGAAAAAGGAUCAGGGUGUCCCAGUCUACGUCAUCAACCUUCUCUUUUCUGAUCUCAUUCAGUUUUGUGGCAGAAUUAUAGGUUAUUUUUUUCCUGGAAUCGGCGAUUGCAUCACAUUUUUUGGUUUAAUGGCCAGUGUUGGAUUCAUGGUCUGUAUCUCCUUGGAAAGGUAUUUGGUCAUCGCCAAGCCACUGUGGUACAGAUUCAGGAGAAACAUCAAGACAUACGUGGUGGUCUGUGUUGUGGUCUGGACUCUUCCUCUUAUGAUUCCCCUAAUUCUGCUUCUGGCUACUGAUCCUCGGAUGUUUCUCAUCAUCAUACCAUAUUUUCUCCUUCUGCCCUUUCCAUUCUUCAUUUUCUUCUUGGUUGGGACCAUUAAAGCUCUGUCUGGAGCCCUCAGUGUCCCAGCAGAAGAAAAACGACGCAUCGCAGCCAUUCAGGUUGUGGUGCUGCUAAUUUACUCUCUGCUUUUCCUGCCCAUUAUUAGUUUCCUCCUGUUACGGAACAUCAACAUAAUUUUUUAUUUUCUGUUUGCAGUUUGUCUUUUUCUCAGUCCCCUUGCAGACACAACGUUGUAUUUGUUAAGUCGGAAAAGCUUCCUGAAUAAGUUUCUGGCUUCACUCUGUUCUUGUAAAGCAUCAGACAAUCAGGAGAUGAGCAGCAAGUAUACUGAAAGCACGACUGCUCCACACACUGAGACUAUUUAG
Molecule: messenger RNA, 918 nt
Organism: Fundulus heteroclitus (mummichog)
Lineage: Eukaryota; Metazoa; Chordata; Actinopteri; Cyprinodontiformes; Fundulidae
Product: G-protein coupled receptor 4-like
Exons: 3
Coding region: 1-918 (305 amino acids)
Biological process (GO): positive regulation of Rho protein signal transduction; phospholipase C-activating G protein-coupled receptor signaling pathway
Cellular component (GO): membrane
Molecular function (GO): G protein-coupled receptor activity
Source: RefSeq, a predicted model, not a curated record